Messenger RNA from Gossypium arboreum, 1504 nucleotides. Its product is annotated as fasciclin-like arabinogalactan protein 10. Gene Ontology annotation, cellular component: plasma membrane. The record is from RefSeq and is a predicted model, not a curated record. The transcript has a single exon. Lineage: Eukaryota; Viridiplantae; Streptophyta; Magnoliopsida; Malvales; Malvaceae.
AUUCUAACCCGAGUCCUUCUUUUUAGCUCUUGUUCGACUUAUACUUUGCUUAUUCACUGAUUAAGCUUCGCUGCCUGCCUCCUAUCCCUUCAACGUUUACAAUGGGCGCAUUUCACCGACUCAACUUGCUCUUUUUCACGCUCUCUUUAGUUGUCAUUUCGGUCAAUGGCCACAAUAUAAUUGCCAUUCUCGAAGGUUUUCUAGAUUACUCUGUUUACAAUAGUUUCCUCACCCAAACAAAGUUGGCCGAUGAUAUUAACACCCGAAAGACCAUCACUUGCCUUGUCCUCAACAAAGGGGCUAUGUCUGCCCUCACAUCCAAACAUCCCCUUUUAGUCGUCAAAAACAUCCUCAGGCUUCACGUUCUUCUGGACUACUAGGACCCCCAAAAGCUCCAAAAAAUCUCUGAUGGCACUACCCUCACCACCACGCUUUAUCGAACCACUGGCAAUGCCCUUGGAAACCUUAGUUUCUUUAACAUCACCAACCUCCUAGGUGGCAAAGUCGGCUUCGGCUCCGCAAUUCUUGGCUCCAAACUCGACUCCUCUUACACUAAGUCUGUUAAGCAGAUUCCCUACAAUAUCUCCAUCCUUGAGAUCAACGCUCCAAUUAUCGCUCCAGGUAUCUUAACGUCUCUGGCCUCGUUGUUUUUUGGCUUCAACAUUACUGGUUUGCUUGAAAAAGCCGGCUACAAGACUUUUGCUAGUUUGCUUACCAGCAGUGGCAUGCUUAAGACUUAUGAGUCGGCGCUUGAUAAAGGGUUGACCGUUUUUGCUCCGUUCGAUGAAGCUUUUAAAGCUGAAGGUGUCCUUGAUUUGAGCAAGCUCACCAAUGCAGAACAAGUCUCACUUUUAGAGUAUCAUGCCUCUUCGGAUUACAAACCUAAGGGAACGUUGAAGACGACGAAGGACCCGAUCAGUACAAUGGCGACUAACGGUGCUGGAAAGUACGAUUUGACAGUUACAAUCGUCGGUAACUCGGUGACACUACACACAGGGGUUGGCCCAUCUAGGGUCGCCGAAGUAGUUUUUGACUCAUCGUCGGUCGCCAUUUUCACCGUUGACAAUGUUUUGCUCUCUUCUGAGUUGUUCGACAAGUCACCGUCGUCAGCACCAGCCCUAGAACCAGUUUCUUCGCCUUCACCUACACCAUAUUUAUCUCCAAGCCCAUCUCCAAUGUCUGAAGCAGCGUCACCACUAACAGCUUCACCACCAGCUCCACCAACUGGCACCCCAGUCGGAUCCCCGGCCGAUGCGCCAACUGGUUUGUCAGAGAACAACACAUCGAAUGAUGCCGCCGGUCACGUGAGUGAUUCUCUUUUGGGCACUAUCAUUUUUACGGUCUUUGUCACUGUCUUUUUUGUAACAUUUUGUCACUGUCUUUUUUGUAACAUCCCCUACCCGUAUCCGUCAUCGGAAUAGGGUACGAGGCAUUACCGGAGCUUAUCGAAUCAUUAUUAAUUAAGGAAAAAAAUAAAACAAAGUAAACAUGUAAUAUUUAAUAA